UUCAACAGUAAUAUUUUUUUCUUUAUAGAGAAGCUGUGAACACAACAGACAUUUGUUAUGAAACAGUAAACAGUAUUAUUUCAGUUCCUAUAUUACACCCCAUAUUCAUUAUGAAAUCAGUUCCCUUUUCUAUACAUUAGUGGUUCUCCUUGGGUCAGUCUCACACUCACUCAGAGGUUACUGUUGAGAUAUUGCUCCUGUAAUAUGACUGCCUAUUGUAAGAUUGGAGGAUUAUUCAUCUACAUACUUUUCUUUCUUGUACAACAUGGACGCGGAGAGGAGUGCACACAGAUUAAAAAGCAUGGACAAUAUUCAUGUGAGGGACGGAAUCUCACCUACAUACCUACCAGUUUACCUUCCUCUGUGAAGAUUCUGGACUUUAGUUUUAACUUUUUGCCCACUUUGAAGAGGUCUGUAUUCCCUCAGCUGAAUGAUCUGCAACAUCUUGAUCUUACAAGAUGUCAUAUUCAUCUUAUUGCUGAUGAUGCUUUCCUCAAUAUGAAGAACCUCAUUACUCUAAUUCUCACUGGAAACCCUGUCUCAUAUUUCGGACCUGAUAGCCUGAAUGUGCUACAUAAAUUACACAGAUUAGUUUUGAUGGACUCUGGCCUGUACUCUUUAAAUGUCCGAUUUAACAAUCUCACCAAGCUUCAAGAACUAAACAUUGGAACUAACAACAUUCAGUCCAUGGCUCUUCCACCGUUCAUGAUACACUUUGAAGACUUUAACUUACUGGAUCUGCAUGCUAAUAACAUUUCUAUCUUAAAAGUAAAUGACACAAAUAUUCUUCAGCAGAUGAAAGGAAAUCUCACAUUGAUUCUCUCAAGGAACCCGAUAUUACACAUAGAACCAGGAGCAUUUCAAAACAUGUACCUCAGAGAGCUUAACAUUCGCAACGCCUUUGCUUCACUUGAUGCCCAAAGGGAUGGUCUAAAAGCCCUCAGUGGUCUUAAUGUUGGCAAACUUGUAAUUGGAAGCUACAGACUGGAUUACAGGUCAAAAACAUCUGAUGGUGAUCUUAACGGCCUCUGCCUGAUUAAUUUUGAAGAAAUUGAUUCUCUCCAUGCUGGUUGGUCAGCGUCUGAAUUACAGUGUAUUGUCAAUGCAACAAAAAUCUCUAUUGAAAGAGGAAAUGUCAGAGCAAUAGAAAAUGUUCCAUUUCAGCGAGUUAAAGAACUCCGCAUUGUUGCCAAUUACAUACCUGUAUCACUGGAACUUUCAAAUCUGGAAACAUUGGAAACAUUAGUGGCAAUUCAGACUCCAUAUAUACUUAUUAGAGGAAUCAGUGACAUGCCCAGGCUCCAGCAUAUAGAUCUAAGUAACUGUAAACUAGACACUCCUAGCAUUUUUAGAGGGCUCCCAAACAUUCACAGCCUUAACCUGAGUAACAGUGGAAGUAAGUACAUAAGUAAAAACAUGUUUAAUGGACUUUCUUCAUUAGAAGUUUUGGACUUUCACCUAACAACAUUGGGAGGAUUAACUGCAGAUUUUGAACCCUUUAAAAAGCUCCGGAAUUUAAAAUUUCUGGAUAUUUCUUAUACAGAAAUUAUUUUUUGGAGUGCCAUAAGCUUUGGUAGCUUAAACAGGUUAAAAGUACUAAAAAUGGCAGGCAGCCGUUUUCAAGGAGAUGCGCUGAGUUACUUAUUUGAAAAUCUCACGGCUGUUGAAUUAAUAGACAUCUCAAACUGUGACCUUGACAGCAUAGCCUGGAGAACAUUUAAAGGGCUUCCAAGAUUGCAGCAGUUACUGCUUAAUCAGAACAGAUUGAUGGUUUUGGAUUUUGUUACCCAUCCAAAUUUAAAAGACUUGAGUUUAUUAGAAGUUCACACAAAUAAUAUUGCUAGCAUCCCUCUUAAUAUCCUACAAAAUCUACCAAAAAAUCUCACUGUUCUUGAUUUGUCCUUUAAUCCUAUCGAUUGUUCCUGUUCUCAAAUAAAUUUUAUCUUAUGGAUCACUAGCCAUCAGCAAAUCUUCCCCCAGAAAAAUAACAUUUUAUGUAAAUCACAAUCACUGGAAUCAAGGCAUAAAACUAUUGACUUUGACGUUGAAAGCUGCGAACACAUCAGAAGACCUACUAUUGUUACGUCUAUAUGUGCUGUGGUUCUUCUGGUUCUUGCUUCUUUCUUGGCCUACAGGUUCCAGUUUUACCUGCGUUAUGGAUAUAUUCUCCUUAAAGGUUAUAGGACCUCCAGACAGCAAGAAUGGUCCUAUGAUGCGUUCGUGAUUUAUUCCAGUAAAGAUGAAUGCUGGGUAAUGGAUGAACUGGUGGAAAACUUGGAAAAUGGAAUUCCACCCAUACAUCUUUGCCUCCAUGUGCGAGACUUUGAAGCAGGCAAGGCCAUCACCUCCAACAUUAUAGACGAGGGCAUUAUGGGCAGUCGUAAAAUUAUAGUGGUCGUAUCUAAACACUUCACUGACAGCUCUUGGUGUAGAUUUGAGUUUGAAGUGGCCCAGUCCUGGCUAGUGACACAAGGCAAUCCCAACAUCAUCAUCAUCAUUUUGGAGGACGUUGAAGAAGAGAAGACAAAGAAAGUAUUUGGGCUUCACAAACACCUGAAAAAGAACACGUAUCUGAAGUGGAGCUCAAAUCCCAUAAAUAACAUGAGAUUCUGGAUUCGUCUCAGAAAAGCUGUUAUAACAUAAAAAAGUUUGUCUUUUACUUCCCUGUUUACAUUUAUCAGUGUUUCUUACAUUUUUCUGUAUUAAAAUAUUGUGUAAAUCA
Molecule: messenger RNA, 2722 nt
Organism: Astyanax mexicanus (Mexican tetra)
Lineage: Eukaryota; Metazoa; Chordata; Actinopteri; Characiformes; Acestrorhamphidae
Product: toll-like receptor 4
Exons: 3
Coding region: 205-2643 (812 amino acids)
Biological process (GO): inflammatory response; defense response to Gram-negative bacterium; immune response
Cellular component (GO): membrane
Molecular function (GO): protein binding; transmembrane signaling receptor activity; lipopolysaccharide binding
Source: RefSeq, a predicted model, not a curated record